AUGGCGUUGAAACGUAUUCACAAGGAACUUGCCGAUCUCACCAAGGACCCACCUACCAACUGCAGCGCGGGACCUGUUGGAGACGACAUGUUCCACUGGCAGGCCACUAUCAUGGGCCCGCAUAACAGUUUAUAUCAAAAUGGUGUAUACUUUCUCAACAUUCACUUCCCAAGUGAUUAUCCGUUCAAGCCACCAAAGGUAGCAUUCACCACCAAAGUUUAUCACCCCAACAUCAACAACAAUGGUGCGAUUUGCUUGGACAUUCUGAAAGAUCAAUGGAGCCCGGCGCUGACCAUUUCAAAGGUCCUUUUAUCUAUAUCGUCGUUGCUCACAGAUCCCAACCCAGACGACCCUCUGGUGCCAGAAAUAGCGCAGCUGUACAAGCAAAAUCGCAAACUAUAUGAAUCUACAGUUAGGGAGUGGGUACAAAAGUACGCUACCUAA
Messenger RNA from Babesia sp. Xinjiang, 444 nucleotides. It is a transcript of the gene ube2d2, whose product is annotated as Ubiquitin-conjugating enzyme E2 D2. Gene Ontology annotation, molecular function: ubiquitin conjugating enzyme activity. Gene Ontology annotation, cellular component: nucleus. The transcript has 5 exons. The record is from RefSeq and is a predicted model, not a curated record. Lineage: Eukaryota; Apicomplexa; Aconoidasida; Piroplasmida; Babesiidae. The coding region runs from base 1 to 444 and encodes 147 amino acids. Gene Ontology annotation, biological process: protein polyubiquitination.